AGAGCAUGUAACGCUUAGCCCAGCAUGAGCAAUGAUCACGUCACAAUGCCUUCGGCUUCGUCCUACGAGUUGCUGAACACCGAUGAGGCUCGGGUAUAAAAGACUCUUGAGGUAGAAGGAGCUGCCAGCAUCUACUCCAGCAAAGCCGUGAAAAUGACUGCCACACAAGCUCAGACACAGACGCGGCACGACUCGCAUGUCAAGGGAUCCAUCGCUCUUCGAGCCCAUCCUACUCCUCUACAAAGGAACGGUUCGCUGAACAAGUACGAGUCAUUUGACGUGACUCCGGUCAUUGGUUCAGAAUACAAGGACAUCCAGUUGUCUGAUAUCCUAAAUUCGGCCGACAAGGAUGUGUUGUUGAAGGAUUUGGCUGUACAAGUCUCUCAACGAGGGGUAGUGUUUUUCCGGGGUCAAGACAUAACUGCAGAGCAAGAGAAGGAACUGGUCGAUGCUCUCGGUGUAUUAACCGGAAAACCAAGUACAUCCACCUUGCAUAUCCACCCUACAACAGAAGAUACAUCCCCCAAAGGCGAUCAGAUCAGCAUCAUCACUAGCAAGAGGCAGUCUGAGUACAGUCGUGGGGAUCGCUCAAAGCUAGCGUCCGUUGGCUGGCACGCGGAUAUCACCUUCGAACCUGUCCCGAGCGAUUAUGCGAUAUUGAAGAUUCACACAAACCCCGACGCGGGUGGCGGAGACACACUCUGGGCAAGCGGAUACGAAGUCUACUCACGCCUUUCACCCCCCUUCGCAAAGUACCUUGAAGGUCUCGAGGCCCUGCAUGAGGCUUCUUUCUUCAAAGACGCAGCCAAGAACUACGGCAUAGACUUACGAGAGGGUGAAAGAGGCAGUCCUGCAAACAAGGGCGGAGACCUGUCAGCUGUACACCCUGUCAUUCGUGUCAACCCCGUCACUGGCCUGAAGAGCGUUUUCGUGAACAAAGGAUUCACCCGUCGGAUCUUGGGCAUCACCAAAGACGAAUCGGAUCUCGUCCUGAACUACCUCUUUAGCCUGGUAUCAGAGAAUCAUGAUCUUCAAGUGCGAUUCCGCUGGUCAACCAACAACAAGCCGGGAAUAGGUGAUGUUGCCAUCUGGGACAAUAGAUCCAAUUAUCACACUGCCACCUUUGACUAUGGCAGGUCAUUGCGCGUUGGCGACCGCGCGGUCUCCAUUGGUGAGAAGCCGUACUUUGCCCACGACGGAAAGGAGCGUCGAGAGUCUUUGGGUCUGCCGUCGUGGCACCAAUAAAGGGGUCCCGGUCAGAAGUUGUAAUGGCUUAAACAGAACUGUCGAUCGAGCCAGAUGCAUCAGAUCUGAAGCAUCUUCACUCCCUCCGGUACCGGUAGAGGACGGAGCUCGGUGGCAUCGGCGUGUAGCCACACAUGGGCGACGGACCUGCUGACCGUCAAGAGCCUCUCAUCAUGGAACCU
This is a messenger RNA of Kockovaella imperatae, 1427 nucleotides long. RefSeq names its product putative TfdA family taurine dioxygenase. The coding region runs from base 154 to 1245 and encodes 363 amino acids. The transcript is spliced from 8 exons. Gene Ontology annotation, molecular function: 2-oxoglutarate-dependent dioxygenase activity. Gene Ontology annotation, cellular component: cytoplasm. Lineage: Eukaryota; Fungi; Basidiomycota; Tremellomycetes; Tremellales; Cuniculitremaceae. The record is from RefSeq and is a predicted model, not a curated record.